Molecule: messenger RNA, 2989 nt
Organism: Fundulus heteroclitus (mummichog)
Lineage: Eukaryota; Metazoa; Chordata; Actinopteri; Cyprinodontiformes; Fundulidae
Product: calcium-activated potassium channel subunit beta-3
Exons: 4
Coding region: 157-987 (276 amino acids)
Biological process (GO): detection of calcium ion; potassium ion transport
Cellular component (GO): membrane; voltage-gated potassium channel complex
Molecular function (GO): calcium-activated potassium channel activity; potassium channel regulator activity
Source: RefSeq, a predicted model, not a curated record
UGCAACCCGGUACAUUAAUCCCCUCGCUGCACUCCAGCCUGCUGGAGACAUGAGAUGAUCGUUUGGACGCAGGACAUUUGACUUUCAGAUAGAGAACAGGCUUGUUAGGAGGAUAUACAUACUGGAAGCCAGGAGGCGGCUGAGAUAGGACCGGGCAUGUUCUUGAACACGGCUUCUCCCCGGAGGUCGUUUAGCAUCCCCAUUAACAUCAACCUGCAUGGUGCUCGCAGGCGGCAGACACGGGAGAUCCACCACACAUCCGUGAUGCAGGAGCAGGAGAGGAGCCAAAGAUGCGAUGGAAAUGGUGCGGAGGGACCCCGGAGUCAGAUGCCUACGUCUAGCGUCGGGGAAGACCGAGCCAUCUUGCUGGGCUUCGCCAUGAUUGCCUUCUCUGUGCUCAUGUUCUUUGUGGUCGGCAUUACUACAGUCAAACCUUACAUUGACAGUUGCUGGGAGGAGGCCAGCUGUGUCCUGCCUCAGACAGAAAUCCUAGAUGAGUGGGUGGACUGCAGGGGGGUGAGCACGGUGCCCUGCCUAACAGUGACAGUCAGCGUCACUGGCUCCAACGAGUCGGCCUUUCUCCAGUUGGAUGAGGAUUCUGUCUUUCUUCCAAAUGAGUGUUUCUACCUCCCCAAAUGCCAAAUGGACCGAAAAGGGCUUCAAGAUGAGGUGCAGAAAGUAAAGCAAUGGCUGGACAGUCAGCUAAAGAACAGCUCCUUGUGCUUCAGUGACCAAAGAGGCCACCCCGACCACGUCAUCUUGAGCAGGAAGUACACCCUGAGGAGGGUGCUGUUUGGACUGCUGUGGCCCUGUCUGAUGCUGGGGGGUGGGUCUCUACUGGUGGGGCUUGUGAAGCUGACACAGUGCCUAGCCCGCCUGUCCACCAAUGUGAGCAGUUAUCCAGCAGGAGGAAGGCGGACUUCGAGAUAUAGUCAGGGUAAAAUCUAUCGGCUCCUCCAGAGGUCAGGCACGCAAUCUCCUUCGUGACUUAUUCCAUCCUGCAACAUGGGACUGAUACCAGCUGGUAUUGAGGAGGUGAGACAUUUUAGGGACUCCAAAUUCAAAACAUUCACAAUUUAUGUCUCUGGAUAUCCACAUAUUUCCAAAUCCUGUUGCACAACACGCUAAGACAACAAGGCCAGAACUAACCUGAGGUCAGUGGCAUUGUGGUUAACUGAGCCCGGUCCAGUCCGAUCCGACUCAUGGGAGAGAAAAAUGACUGACCUCUCAUGUUUAAGCAUUCUGGUAAUGUUUGGUCUCUUUACAUUUAGAUGGUUUUUGGGUCUCAUUAAUGGCCUUCAUUAGCGGAGCUCCAGUUAUUAUCUUUUAAGGCCAGGUUAUCUGUUAAGAAAUUUCACAUUUUAGUAAUUCCAUUCAGUCUAAUGGAACCUGAUAGAAAUAAAAACAAGGAGCUGCCUUUGUAAUUAUUGACUUUUAUGUCCUUAUCAAGUAUUCUUUUGUAUUACAAACUUUAAUAAUCUACGUUACCUAUUAUUUGUACUAAUAUACUGGAAAUAUAAUCUUUGUAAAACAACAUAAUGGGCCUCAGCCAAAGUAAAAUCAUGGCUGCAAAUUUUUGUAGAGGAACAAAACCAUAAUUUUCCCCGUAAAGUGGUAUGAGUUAUGGUCAUAAUGCUCAUUAUAGUUAGUUUAUCUCACAGAAGGGUCAGACAGAUCCUUCUGCCCUGGCACAAAAGGAUCAGCUACUUUAUUCUAGGAUAGGCAUCUCAUCAUUCCAGCAGAAAUCACCCAAUCUAAUCAACAAGAUUAAGACAAGAGGGAAAGAUGUGCUUGAACUCAUCGUCUUUCUAGAAUCAUUUGCCUCCAAAGACAAGCAUGCAGCCAUCAAAAUGGUCUUGUAUGUAAGGAACCUGCUUUCUGGAUAAUCGAGAACUUCAAAGCUGGAGGUCCAGUUGCAGUGAAGAACACUUCAGGACACCUGAGACUAUCCGACAAGCGAGGGUGUCCUCCUGAGGAGGGCACAGUAUCAGAUUUCCACAACAGCAGAGCUUCCCCAAAUCUUGUCAAAAAUGCGUGCAUCUGCUUCUCACACCCACUUAAGGACAAUGAUGAGACAAGAAGCUAUUUGUGAGCCUUAGAAAAAACAUCAAGUACAGACAGAAACUGCAAGAAGAGAUAAGCUGUCCCAGGAGCCCCGUGAUGGGUCAACAAUCAAGAAUCCCGGUACAGACCAUGUGUGGGGUGGCUUACAGGUGGGUUCAAGAACACUGCCACCAAUAAGAAGUUGGAUGAAAACGUCCUGCAGUGAACUGCUUCCAACGAUCCAGGAACAAUCAGCAUGAUGGAGCAGCGCACCACAAGGCAAAACAUGAUGAAGUGGCCUACAGACCAGAACACUAAACGUUUUUCAACCCAAAGGAGGACCCGUUGUUCUCAUGGAGGACAGGAGACCGUCAGUCAGGAUUUGACUCUUGAGCAUUAUGGAACAUUUGUGUGACAGCAACAACGAAAGGGCCACUGCUGUACUUGUUCUUUUCAUGGAACACUUUCUUUUACAAUCUUCUCUACAUAGAAGAGUUUCAAGAUGUUUACACACACACAUACACCAAAUUCACUACUCAAACAAUAUAGGGAACACUUAAACAACACAGUGUAACUCCAAGUCAGUCCCACUUGUGUGAAAUCAAACUGUCCACUUAAGAAGCAACACUGACUGACCAUCAGUUUCACCUGCUGUAGUGCAGAUGGAAUAAACACCAGGUGGAAACUAGAGGCGGUUAGCAAGACCCCCCAAUAAAGGACCACUUCUCAGUUCCUCUGCUUUCUGGAUGGUGUUUUGGUCCCUACUGAAUGCUGGCGGUGCUUUCACUCUAGUGGUAGCAUGAGACGAAGUCUCCAACCCACACAAGUGGCUCAGGUAGUGCAGCUCAUCCAGGAUGGCACAUCAAUGAGAGCUGUGGCAAGAAGGUUUGCUGUCUGUCAGUGUCCAGAUCAUGGAGGUGCUACCAGGAGACGAUGCUAGACCUCA